GCAGGCUUUGGUCUCACCUUAAUUCCCCGAACCUGAACCUAGACUGAAAUAACACAUGAUCUUCAUCUGAUUUCUUAUUCCUCCUAUAAUAAGGAUGGUGCGCAGGAAUGUUGACAUUCGAAUCCGGGACUUCUUCGCCAACUGUAUAUCUUUCUACUUGUAAGAGAAGGCAUUUCCACUCUCGCCCUAGAGAAGGACUCCUCCCUGCUUCAUCCUUGACACUCUCAAGACAUCGUUGAGAGAGGAUACAAGCUCCGUUCGGUGCGUUCGCUGAGAUCAGAGGGACAUUCGGACAUGAUACGCGAUUGUUUUCGGCGCUCCUUUAUGGCGCAGUGAACUUGAACGGGGUGAGUGAGCAAGCAGACAGCACGGACUUGCUACCGGAGUCACCGACACGGGAGACACGUACGAUGUUUUUCUGAUUCCAGGACUUUUAACCUUGUGCUGUUGAUUGUUUCUACACGCAUUUGGUGCUGUGGCAGCCAUCAAACAUAAAGACAUAUUUUUUGAGGAGCUGCCGGAUCGCCCGAUUGCAUUACUCUAUGAUGUGAUACUGCUUCUUAUUCUCGCCUUGCAUUUUCAUUAUUUGGACACAACACAUUUUCUCACUAUUGCAAACAAGCUGAAAACGUCACCAGUGUAUUGCAAUACUUGACCGAAAGGUACAUAUUCGGGUAUAGACACACCGAUUUAGACCAACAGGAGUGACUUUCGAUUUUGGUGACAGCACCGUCCUGUCACCGCUGUGCCAUUCAUACAAAAAGUGAGGACUUCAAGUUAUCCCUCAAGCGAGCACAGCUUCUUGGGCACCGUACUCGCAGAUCUCGGUAGCUGAAGCUGACAUUCAUAGGCACCGGCUGGCCUUUCAAUGUGAGAGAAAGCGCAGUGAGCGCUAAGGUGUCACACAGGCUGUAAGAGCAGCAUCCCCGGGUUCACAUCGAAGAGGAGUACGUGACGAACUUUACUGUAGUUAUGCUGCAAGUGGAAAUGGUCAUUUUCGUCUGCCUGGUCCUUUGGAUGUGUGUAUUUAGCCAGGAGCCGAGCUCCAAGGUGAUGGCUGAUCGCUAUGCCGUCUUCUGGAACCGUACCAACCCCAGGUUCCACCGCAGUGACUACCACAUAGACGUGUGCAUCAACGACUACCUGGACGUCUACUGCCCGCACUACGAGGACUCGGUGCCGGAGGAGCGGACCGAGCGCUACGUGCUCUACAUGGUCAACUACGACGGCUACAGCUCCUGCGACCACACGGCCAAGGGCUUCAAGCGCUGGGAGUGCAACCGGCCGCACUCGCCCAACGGCCCGCUCAAGUUCUCCGAGAAGUUCCAGCUCUUCACGCCCUUCUCCCUGGGCUUCGAGUUCCGGCCGGGUCGCGAGUACUACUACAUCUCAUCCACGAUUGCAGAGAACGGGAGAAAGACAUGCCUGAAGCUCAAAGUGUUUGUCAGACCAUCAAACAGCUGUGUGAAAACUAUAGGGGUUCACGAUUCACGGGUUUUUGACGUUAACGAGAGAGUAGACAAUUCAUUAGAACCCAGAGAUGACACAUCACAUGAGUCAGCUGAGCCCCACAGCGACACGACAAACGCGGGCGUUGAGACGCGGAGAGCUGCGUCCCUCCUUGCCACCCUGAUGCUCUGCCUCCCUGCCCUGCUGAUGUUAUAGCGCCCAACCCCUCGC
This is a messenger RNA of Sardina pilchardus (European sardine), 1680 nucleotides long. It is a transcript of the gene efna5b, whose product is annotated as ephrin-A5b. Lineage: Eukaryota; Metazoa; Chordata; Actinopteri; Clupeiformes; Clupeidae. Gene Ontology annotation, molecular function: ephrin receptor binding. Gene Ontology annotation, biological process: regulation of actin cytoskeleton organization; ephrin receptor signaling pathway; regulation of cell-cell adhesion. The coding region runs from base 973 to 1665 and encodes 230 amino acids. The transcript has 5 exons. The record is from RefSeq and is a predicted model, not a curated record. Gene Ontology annotation, cellular component: plasma membrane; external side of plasma membrane.